Molecule: messenger RNA, 3820 nt
Organism: Cyprinodon tularosa
Lineage: Eukaryota; Metazoa; Chordata; Actinopteri; Cyprinodontiformes; Cyprinodontidae
Gene: clocka
Product: clock circadian regulator a
Exons: 22
Coding region: 477-2954 (825 amino acids)
Biological process (GO): regulation of transcription by RNA polymerase II; circadian regulation of gene expression
Cellular component (GO): cytoplasm; nucleus; CLOCK-BMAL transcription complex
Molecular function (GO): DNA-binding transcription factor activity, RNA polymerase II-specific; protein dimerization activity; E-box binding
Source: RefSeq, a predicted model, not a curated record
AGCCUCCUCAGUCAUUCUCCCGCUGUCAGUCAGUCAAGCUGCCUCCUCUGGCUGCCUCCCUCCUCAGUGAUUCUGCCUCCUUAGUCAGUCAGUCAAUCUGCCUCCUCAGUCAGUCUGCGCAGUUAACCGCCAGCAGCGCCACCGGGUGCAGGAAUAUCCUGACGAAAGACUGGACUCCACGGAGAAACAGAUGUUGCUGCCAUGUUCAACACUGGCAUCCAAAGGAGAGCAGAAACUCAUCUGACUGAAGACCUUUUGCACACUUUCAGCUCCCUCAUUGUAGAAACGUUCAGUGACUCUCCUCCUAGACUGAAGUCCAACAUCAACCACUGCUCUAGCCCACCCACUGAGACCUUCCACUCAUCCAAACACGCUUUCCUCUCACUGGACUGGCUUUAUUUUUGGUUCAUCCACAAAUGUCUACCUCACGAAUAAAAGACUACACUCCAACUCGACAACCUUGAACAGGCUUCAACAUGAGCUCCAUUGAUCGAGAUGACAACAGCAUUUUUGAUGGGUUAAUGGAAGAAGAUGAAAAGGACAAAGCCAAACGAGUUUCCCGUAACAAGUCUGAGAAGAAACGCAGAGACCAGUUCAAUGUCCUCAUUAAGGAGCUGGGUACCAUGUUGCCAGGCAACACCCGUAAGAUGGACAAGUCUACUAUUUUGCAGAAAAGCAUUGACUUCCUGCACAAACACAAAGAGAAUGCUGCUCAGUCGGAAACAACUGAGAUCAGACAAGACUGGAAGCCUCUGUUUCUUAGUAAUGAAGAGUUCACCCAGCUGAUGUUGGAGGCCUUGGAUGGAUUUUUCCUCGCUAUCAUGACUGAUGGGAAUAUAAUCUAUGUUUCUGAGAAUGUGACUUCUCUAUUAGAGCAUUUACCUGCUGAUCUUGUGGAUCAGAACCUUAUAAAUUUUCUGCCCCCGGGGGAGCAAUCUGACGUGUACAAAACUCUGUCCUCACAUGUCACAGAGGGAGAGACUCUAACGCCGGAGUAUCUUAAAACAAAGAAUCAGCUUGAGUUCUGUUGCCAUAUGCUUCGAGGGACAAUCGAUCCCAAAGGGCCUCCUGUGUAUGAAUAUGUUAAAUUCAUUGGAAACUUCAAAUCGCUCAAUAAUGUGCCUAACUGUAACAGAAACGGUUUUGAUGGAGUGAUCCAGCGAUCGCUUCACUCUACAUUUAAGGACUCAGUGUGUCUAAUUGCGACCGUAAGGCUGGCCAAACCACAGUUCCUCAAGGAGAUGUGCACAGUUGAGGAGCCUAAUGAGGAAUUUACCUCUAGGCACAGUUUAGAGUGGAAAUUUCUCUUCUUGGACCACAGAGCACCUCCCAUCAUAGGGUACCUCCCAUUUGAAGUUCUGGGUACUUCAGGAUAUGACUACUACCAUGUUGAUGACCUGGAGACUCUGGCCAAAUGUCAUGAACACUUGAUGCAAUAUGGGAAAGGAAAGUCCUGCUAUUACAGGUUCCUCACUAAAGGACAGCAGUGGAUUUGGCUGCAGACACAUUACUACAUCACUUACCAUCAGUGGAACUCCAGACCAGAGUUUAUUGUCUGCACACACACUGUUGUCAGCUAUGCUGAAGUACGAGCAGAACGGCGCAGGGAGCUUGGAAUUGAAGAUUCUCCCCCUGAGGUCAAAGCUGAGAAGUCCCAGGAUUCAGGUUCCGAGUAUCGCCUCAACGCCUUCAGCCUGAAUGAACCCCUGGAGCAGUUUGACCACAGCCGAACACCAUCAGCCUCGUCACGCAGCUCACGAAAAUCCUCCCACACUGCCGUUUCCGACUCCGCCUCUUCACAUCAGAAGAUUCAGGGAGAUACAAGUAACCUGGGUCAACAGCCUGUCUCUGUGGAAAUGACAUCACAACGAGGAUCAUCGGGCAGCAGUCAGUUAUCGAUGACCUCACAGAACACAUGUCAGAAUGUGGCGCCCCCCAUAGUUUCACAACAGCAGCCUCAACAACAACUUCAGAACAACCAAUCAGCGCAGUACUCUAACCAGCUAGAAGCCAUGCAGAAUCUGAAGAAGCAGCUGGAGAAGAAGACCAGGAUUAUUGAGGAUAACAUUCAGCGGCAACUGGAUGAGUUGCAUCAGAUCCAAGUGGAGCUCCAGAGGGUGCAGGGGCAGAGUCUGCAGAUGCCUCAACAGAAAGUAGACGAAGGACUUAACCCCAGCUCUGCUCAGGCCCUGCAUAGCAGCUCUGGCCAGCAGGUGGGGCAGCUGAGCAUUCAAAACCAGGUGGUCCCAGCGGUGCCUCUGCAGAACAGCAUUCAGCAGCAGGCAGUCCAAGCUCAGUCCCAGCAACAAACACUUCUAAGGGACCAGAGCACAGUGCAAUCACAGUCUCAACACUCGACACUGACUCUGCAGCCUCAACAGAAUCUUCUCCCAGGGUCCAUCUACAAUACUAUGAUGAUCCCUCAGCAAAACCCGGCUAACAUGGUUCAGAUUUCCACAAGCCUGGCACAAAACACAGUAUCCAGCACUCCUGCUGUUGCAACAUUUGCACAGGACCACGCUGCUCAGAUAAGGUUUCCUACAGCUCCUCAUUUACUCACCAAACUGGUCACAGGACAGAUUCCAUGUGGGGUCAUGGUUCCCACAAGCAUGAUUAUGGGUCAGGUGGUGACGGCCUUUGCUCCUCAGCCGGGCCAGACUCAGACCUUCAGCAUUUCUCAGCAGGAGCAGCAUCAGCAUGUACAGGCACAGUCCCAGGGCUCAGCCCUACAAGCAGGACCUGCUCCACUAGCCCAGCAACAGACACAGUUCCUGCAGGCUCCUCGGCUCCUUCAUGGAAACCAGCCCACCCCCCUUAUUCUCCAAGCAGCAUUUCCUUUCCAGCAGCACAGUAACUUCACUGCUGCAGCCCAGCAUCCGCAGCAGAAACAGCAGCAGCAGCUGGCUGCUCACCGAUCAGACCGAUCUGAGCGCCCAUCUACUCAGCCGCAGUAGCUGACAAAGUAAGACCGGCCAAACUCAGACAUGCAAAGCUGUAACCGUUGAUCCCGCCUCCGAGGCAGAAAAGAGCCUGAUUGGCAGUCCUCCUUCUCUCAAGGGUCUUUUCUAUUAAACAAGACUGCUAAUGGGAAGAGUUGAGCAGAGAACCAGGACUCCGCCUUUAGAUUUGGACCACAGCGGAGUCAGGAUGUUAUCUUUAACUUUGUCAAGCUGAACUGUCGGAGGAUCAGGCCGUUUAGUUUUUGUUUUCUGUAUAAAAAUAAUCAUGGGUCAGAAAAUAUUUUUAUGAAUGUGGUGUAGAUUACAGUUUAACUGUACAGAAUAUCAUGUGUAAUAUAUUAUGUAUAUAUACAGAAAAAGAAAUGGCUAAUAUUUUAUAUGAUGCAUGAAAUGCAUUGUUGUUCUUUGCAGCUUUGAUUAUGUUUUUUCCCCCAAGGAUUUUAAGACAAAAAGAUCUUAAUGCUCAGUGGCUGAUUUUUUUUAACUUGCUCUCUCUUGCAGGGAUGUGUUUGUGUGUCUGCAUAGCAGACAGGGCUGAUGUUAUUGUCCCACUUUUUGUUACCCUUUAUUUAAAUACUAUUAAUUACAACUGUCUAAAUGAUUGGACACAUUUCUGGUCUUUUUUAAAAGGUGUGCUAAACGUCCAAGCAGUGAAAACCCUCAGAUAUUGUUCAUGAAAUGGAAACUACCUACUACCAAGAUGAAGCUAAAUGGAAGAAUUGUCAUCUCAGUCAUUCAUAUCUUAAUUUAUUUGUCUCCUUUUCUGAAUAUCUUUCAAUCUCCCAUUUCUGUCUGUAUAAUUCUUCAAGAUGCUCUACUUCACAUUUAUAUAAAAAAAGAGAGAAAUAUUUAAAUGGAAA